CCUCCCGGAGCGCCAGCAGCCCCGGCAGCGCCAGCAGCCCCGGCAGCGCGGCCCGGCUUCGUGCGGCGCCGUCACGCGUGUUCGGCCACCCCCGUAGGCGGUGCCGCGCUGGCAGCGGCGGGACGGGGCGUGGCCGCGCGGCCGACAGCCGCUUCGGCCGGGGCAGACCCGCGGAGGGCGCGGGGCUGGGGCCGCCCCGGUCCGGACCGAAGUCCGGGCGCGGGUCCCGCCGCGCCGCUCCCACCGUGAGCCGGACUAGACAAGAACCUCAGCGCAGCUUGUCCGUGGCACCCAGCCGGUGGCAGCGAUGGCAGCAAACCCAAGAGCUGCACUGCACGCCCUCUGGAUCCUUCUCUUCUCGUAUACAACAAAUGAAGCUGUGGCUGCAGGACGGGUACAGGAAUUCACCUGCAUCACUGAUUAUGACAAAGAGCUGGUUUGUCACUGGAAGGUGCCUGCACAAACAAAUUGCUCCAAAGAAUUCCUGCUCUACUACAGGAAGGAUUUUCUUGAUCUGCCAAAUCGUGUGUGUAUCCCCGAGAAUGGAGAAGACAAUUUAAAGUGCACUUGCACAAUAUAUCCGGGUUAUUUUGUAUCAGGCCUCACAUAUAUUCUAGCUCUACAGUUCAAUGGGACUGAUACGUGGAAUUACAGUGUUACACCAGCCCUGGUUGUUAAGCCACGGGCCCCAAAAAAUCUGGCCAUUGGGAAAGCUGAAAAUGGUAAUUUCAAUCUGAGCUGGGAGGAGAGCUACUCUCCUCCAUCCAGGCUCUCUGGACAGCCCGUCAUCUACGAAGUGAAAUACUGGAGGAAGCAGCACCCAACAGAGGUUUCUGUAAAAGUAAUUAACUACCAGGCAAAAAGUUUUGAAAUUACUGCAAGCUCCUUGAGGAGAGGCUAUGAUUACGUGGCAAGUGUUAGGUGUAACUACACAGACUACCCGGGGUACUGGAGUGAAUGGAGUGAGGUUGUUGAAUUUCACUAUGAUUACCAAGUAACAGCUGAAGACGUUCUGCAGAUGGCUGUUCCUGGAGCCUGCAUACUGGUCAUGGCAUUAUCUGUCAUUUGUUACUUCUGUUUUACCAAAGUGAAGAAAGAAUGGUGGGAUCAAAUCCCAAAUCCAGCAAAGAGCCAUUUGGUCGUAAAAAAUGUCAAGUUUUCAGUCUUUUGCUACAUUGAUGAAAUUAAGUUCCCUUUCCAUGAUGUAAAGCAGAGUUAUAUGGACAACCAAAUAAGUUGCAAGAACUGCAUGGCUCUAAGUUUGUCAAGCCAAAGCAUCAAGGGGACAGAUAAUAUCAGAAAUGUUGAGAAAUCUUGCAGUUGCCACAGCAAGUCUGGAGAGUGGUUUCCAAAAGGCAGCAGUGCAGUUUUAACCCCUGAGACAAUUCUGGUUGAAGAGUCUUUAGAAAUCUGUGAAUGUUUAACAGACGUUGAGGCUGAGAGCCAGGAAGAGCCUGGUGACCCGAUCACGGCGUUCGAGCCCCAUGAGAGCAGCGUGAGUGCUUUCAGAGAGCACAUGGAACACAACGAUGCUCUAGCCAGCAUGUUUAUUGACAUCCUGGCAGAUGAAAACAACACGCAAGACAAUAAAGACUCAGGCAUCAUCACAGGUGAGAAUAAAACCUUUGAGAAACGUGAGUCAGAAAAUCCAUCACAGCAAAAUGCAAAGGCAAGCACAGCCCAGAGUCAGCAGCCAUGUGAUAUUUUUCAUACAGUCUCCCUUUUCACCAAAGCCUCUCAAGAUGACUACAAUUGUAGUACUGUGAGCAAGAAGUCGGAACAAUCAGAAGAAUCCUUUGAAUCUGGCUAUCAGAGCUCCAGCAUCAAUUCCACUUCUCUGGAUGCAAGAGAUCUUCAACAUAUGGUUCAUCAAGGCCUUUUUCCAUGCAGUUCUGAAAGUCACCAUGACUUGUGUGACCUGAUCCAGGAACCUCCAAAUAAGCCAUCCUUUGGGACCAAAAAAGACAGAAUAAGCAACUCUGUGCAGGACAGCUUUGAUCCCCUUGCAUCUCCAUCCAUGGGGCUGUGUAACUCUGCAUAUAAGAGCUUUGACACCCUUAUCUCUCCAUCCAUGGAGCCCUGUGGUUCUGCCUACAAGAGCUGUGACACCCUUAUCUCUCCAUCCACGGAGCCCUGUGGUUCUGCCUACAAGAGCUUUGACACCCUUAUGUCUCUAUCCACAGAGCCCUGUGGUUCUGCCUACAAGAGCUUUGACACCCUUAUGUCUCUAUCCACAGAGCCCUGUGGUUCUGCCUACAAGAGCUGUGACACCCUUAUGUCUCCAUCCACAGAGCCCUGUGGUUCUGCCUACAAGAGCUGUGACACCCUUAUGUCUCCAUCCACGGAGCCUUGUGGUUCUGCAUACAGGAGCUUUGAUAUUCUUGUGUCUGCAUUCAAGGAACCGAGCAGCUCUGCGUAUAAGAGCUUUGAUAGCCUUAUGUCUCAGUCUAUGGCUGACAACAGCCUGAGUACCUGUGUUGAAAAUACCUGCUCCUCACCACCUUUGUCGACAGAGUCUUCAGAGACACCAGAACUUACCUGCAGAGGUCAAAUUUAUCCACCCCCUAGCAAUCUGACGUGUUAUACCAAUUAUGGAUCUCCCUGCACUGGGCUUGAUUUUCAAAACAUCUGCUCAGAACAUCCUGAUUUUCCAUCUUUCUCCAUGCCUGCAAAUGACAGUGCUUCAGUUUUCUUACCAGAGGAAGAAAUAAUUACACAAUUAGCAUGUCAAAAUGUUCAAGAGAAAGCCAAUAUGAUUUCUUGCCCUAUUGAAUCUCAACCAUCUGGUUAUCAACCUUUUGAUAAUGCAGUUAAAUGUAGUGGUACAUACUGUGACAGUGACAGUGAGGUUAUCUCUAGGUCACUACACAAACCCUUCUUUCACCUUUUGUACAACAACCUAAGAGAAACACCUCCAGAUACCGUAAUCCAUGAACCUGACCAAAGGACAGAUGACCGCCUGUGUCUGGUUGCACAGGGGUUUGACAGCAGUAUUGUCCCAGAUUUAGCCUCUAGUGCGAAUGUCACACAGACUGGUGAUGGCAGCCUUCAGAUCAUCAGCUCUAAUGAGCUGUCUGGUGAGAGCAAAGAUGAAAAUACCAGCAGAGACAAACAGCUGUUGCAUUUGUUAGAGCUGAACUGUCAAGAUUUUAACAGCAGAGAAAGAACUAUGAAGGAGACAAAACCUAUGAGCUUUAUCUGUGCUGGUAAAGGACUGCAAGAGAGCAGCAGUGACAGACUAAGUGCUGCCUUCCACUGCCACACACACAGCUGUCGGGGGAGACGUGGGAGUGCAGGGGAGAAUAAAGAGGUGCUGGCACCUGCGGUGGGCACGUGUGGCUCAGCAGCGAGGUCACCAGAGGAGUCACUGGACAGCAUUGGGAUAAACGUAGAAAGAAAAACUGCAGAGCCCCAGGAGCUCCUGGUCUCAGACACGCCGUCACCUCCUCUUUUUGUGGAUAACCCCUGUCCUUCUGAUUCUCACACCAUUCACAGGGAGGGGUCCAGACCGGCACCUGCGGUUAAAGAGAAACCAGUAGAACUAUUGAGGGAAAACAAUAGGAAGAAUGGGAAAAAAAUGAAACUUGUACAAGCCCUGGCCCAGGAGGACAACUGCUACAUGAAAGUAGCCUAGCUUGCCAAGACUGAUCACACCAGUCUUUGGAAAUAAACUGUAUGGCAAAUGGAAAUGUUGCUUGUUCUUCCAUCCUAGCCUGAAGCGAGGGCUGCCGCGGGUGAGCCCUGGAUCCAGGGCUGUGACGCUUCAGCCGCGGCAGCACUGGCGCCCGGUGCACCCUGCGGCACAGCAGAGCCGGCACCUGCCCACUGCCCUACGGCUCUGUCGGGGGGAGAAGCCGGAGCUGAAGUUUCUCUGGCUGCGGUUGUUCUCUACAAGUGAGCAGGAGUUGUUGGUCAACACCUGUGGUUGUUGCCCAGGCUCUGCGUGUUCCUUGGGAAGCACACGAAGGUGAUGUGGAGCUGACACCCCUCCGAGUGGGACGUAGGCGCAGGUCCCAGGGAAGUGACUGAAGGGCACUGGCAGCGUCACACAGCUGCCAGGACCUCCUUACUGCGGGGGAGCAGGGAGGGGCUGUGUUCCCAGCCCCGGCAUGGCCCUUGUGUGUCUAAACUUGCUCAGUCAAGACCGGAAAUAAAGAUUACUGUAAUUUGGGCUUGA
Molecule: messenger RNA, 4177 nt
Organism: Columba livia (rock pigeon)
Lineage: Eukaryota; Metazoa; Chordata; Aves; Columbiformes; Columbidae
Gene: IL4R
Product: interleukin 4 receptor
Exons: 10
Coding region: 308-3634 (1108 amino acids)
Biological process (GO): production of molecular mediator involved in inflammatory response; cytokine-mediated signaling pathway
Cellular component (GO): external side of plasma membrane; membrane
Molecular function (GO): protein binding; cytokine receptor activity
Source: RefSeq, a predicted model, not a curated record